Molecule: messenger RNA, 735 nt
Organism: Archocentrus centrarchus (flier cichlid)
Lineage: Eukaryota; Metazoa; Chordata; Actinopteri; Cichliformes; Cichlidae
Gene: csrp3
Product: cysteine and glycine-rich protein 3 (cardiac LIM protein)
Exons: 6
Coding region: 69-650 (193 amino acids)
Biological process (GO): muscle tissue development; cardiac muscle contraction; sarcomere organization
Cellular component (GO): Z disc; cytoplasm; nucleus
Molecular function (GO): structural constituent of muscle; actinin binding
Source: RefSeq, a predicted model, not a curated record
UGGACGCUAUUUAAACGGCUCAGAGGUGCUCAUCCCCAGUCGGCCACAGAAGCAAGCCUGGAUUCAAGAUGCCAAACUGGGGAGGAGGUGCCAAAUGUGCAGCCUGUGAGAAGACAGUGUACCAUGCAGAGGAGAUCCAGUGUAAUGGAAGGAGCUUCCAUAAGACCUGCUUCAUCUGCAUGAGCUGCAGAAAGGGGCUGGACAGCACAACAGUCGCAGCGCACGAGUCUGAGAUUUACUGCAAGUCCUGUUAUGGGAAGAAGUACGGGCCAAAAGGCUACGGGUAUGGGCAAGGAGCUGGAGCUCUGAGCUCUGAUCCUCCUGGACGGGAUGCAGGCCCUCAGCCUCACGACUCCAACCCACGACCAGCCUCAUCAAAUUCCAUUGCCAACAAAUUUUCUCAGAAGUUUGGAGGCUCAGAUCGCUGCCCUCGCUGCUCCAAGGCAGUCUACGCAGCAGAGAAGGUGAUGGGAGCAGGGAAGCCCUGGCAUAAAACCUGCUUCCGCUGCGCCCUGUGUGGUAAAAGCCUGGAGUCGACCACAGUGACAGAUAAGGACGGAGAGCUGUACUGUAAAGUUUGCUACGCCAAAAACUUCGGUCCUAAAGGAUUUGGACUGGGGAACGCUGCCAUGCUGGAAGAACCGCAGUAAAAACACAUCUGAUUUUAAUGAACCUCCUGCUCAUCACGUCUUUACCUUCACGCUGACUUAUGUUGUAAUACAUAAUAGACUCUUC